AUGUCAGUAGAUCAGACAAUAUCUGAGCUUAGCCAAACUUUGGCACAAUUAGGGUCAUUAGUGGGACAUAUCAAUGGGCAGAUUAAUGGAAUUACAAGUAGGAUAAAUGUAACUUUAGACAAUUUUGAUUUGGCGGUAGCCAAUAUAGCAAAAGACGCCGGAUCUGUUACAUAUCAAGUUGGUGAUUCAGUCUCUCAGGUUCCAAAUUCUUGGGUCUUCUAUGUAUUAUUUAUCUCGUUAACUGCUGUUUUUGUGUUAGGAGCAGUCCUUAUAUUACUGCUUCUCAUUGUGAAAUGUCAUGCUGUCUAUACGAUCAUGCGAUCGAAAGAAGGGGGAGAUCGUGCUUUAAUCAUACCUCGGGAUGAUACUUCGUCAACAUAUGAUCAGAAAACGCCUUCUGUGGCCAUAACCCCAUAUAGUCAUCAGUUGCAAUACCCAUCAAGAACCGGUGGAUCUGUUCCACACGUGGGCAUCACUAUGGAGAGUGAACCACGCAGACCUGGAAUCAGGAGAGUUUCUGAUCAAGCCAGCGCAAUAGAAGAAACUCCAAGACCAUAUCAGCGACGUACUGAUGAUAUCAAUGGAGCAAAAUACAACCUGGAGACAGGAACAACAUCAUAUACCAGAAGCUUGGAAGUCUAG
This is a messenger RNA of Auanema sp. JU1783, 642 nucleotides long. NCBI's taxonomy places the organism in Eukaryota, Metazoa, Nematoda, Chromadorea, Rhabditida, Rhabditidae. The record is from the annotation of a GenBank genome assembly.